This is a messenger RNA of Cataglyphis hispanica, 2382 nucleotides long. It is a transcript of the gene SerRS-m, whose product is annotated as serine--tRNA ligase, mitochondrial. Gene Ontology annotation, cellular component: mitochondrion. Lineage: Eukaryota; Metazoa; Arthropoda; Insecta; Hymenoptera; Formicidae. Gene Ontology annotation, molecular function: ATP binding; serine-tRNA ligase activity; tRNA binding. Bases 473 to 1786 code for a protein of 437 amino acids. Gene Ontology annotation, biological process: mitochondrial seryl-tRNA aminoacylation. The record is from RefSeq and is a predicted model, not a curated record. The transcript is spliced from 5 exons.
UGACAUAAUCGGAUAGAAAAAUUCUAAUAUUCUAAAAAUAAUCUAAUAAGAACGAUUAUAAUUGUACGAAUAAACGUUAUUAUGUCGACUUACAUAAAAUAGCGACAUAUAAACAUUGAAUAUGCAUAUAAAAUAUGAAAUGUGCUAAAAAUAUAUAUAUAUAUUUUCCAUAAAUUUUCACAUAAAUCUUUCAAUCUUUAUGUAACAAGCAUUUAAAAGGUUAUAAACAAGUUAUAAGGGGGCAUCAUCUUGGUAUUAUUCAUAUUGUUCUUUUGGCGUCCCCACCGUUGUUGAACUCAUAUUUGACCUGUUGUUGGCCAGAAUUAUCUGAUCAUUUAGAUCGAUAGCGGCUAUUAAGUAGAAGAAGAAGAAACAAGUUAUAAACUUUGUAUAAACAGUGUCAAUCAAUUUAUUUCUGUUAUUUAACUUAUAUUGUAAAGGAUGAUAUGAAUGGUUCCUAAAUUUAUAUAAAAUGAAAUUUAGGCUUGAAAAAUAUCUUAAGCAAUUUUGUAGAUUACGAUCUUCUUGGAUACACACAUUGCCUAUCGAAACAUCAGGAAAAAAAGGGGCCAGCGAGAAAUUAUGCUUGCCUGAACCAGAAUAUGAUACAGAUUUUUUAUGCAACCCCAGAAAUCGCGAUGCUAUUUUAAAUAAUAUUAGAAGAAGAAAGGAUAUUGGUGAUAUCGAUAGAGUUCUUGAAUUUUCAGACAAGCCUGAGAAGCGAGAAUUGUUCUUGCAAGAGUUAAGUAAAAUACCAAAUUGUACACAUUCUGCAGUACUUGAAUAUGGCGAUGUACCAAAGCUUUUAAAGCAAAGUGGCGAGAAAGUAAAAUUUGAUUUUGAACCUAAAGAGUUUGCUGAGCUUGCUACUAAUCUAAAAACAAUAAGAACACAAUCCCUAGGUCCUAUUGCAGGACAGAGAAGUUAUAUACUUUUGGGUGAUUUGGCAGAACUGGAAGAUGCAUUGAUUCAAUACACUAUUAGAAAAUUGAUGAAGCAUGGAUUUAAGCUAGUAUCAGUUCCUGAUAUUAUUCAAACUAAUAUAAUUGAAAGAUGUGGUUUAAUAGUGGAUGGUGGUCGAACUCUUGUAUACAAUUUGGAAUCUUGUUACGACGAUGAUUAUAGUUUGUCUGGAACUGCAGAAAUGUCAUUAGCUGGGAAGCUAAUGAAUACUACAUUCUCAUAUGAUAAAUUACCAAUGAAACUAGUCGCUGUUAGUCGAUGUUAUCGCGCCGAGGGUUCAAGUUCACUUGAUGAAAGGGGAAUCUAUAGAGUUCAUCAAUUUACCAAAGUAGAAAUGUUUGUCUGUUCUGAACCAUGCCAAUCUGAGAAAGUGUUUCAAGAUCUUCAAGAUAUACAGGAGGAAUUGUUCUCUUCAUUAGGAUUACAUUUUCAAAUAAUGGAUAUGCCCCCAACUGAUUUAGGUUCAUCAGCUUAUAGAAAAUGUGAUAUGGAAGUCUGGAUGCCUGGAAGAAAGUUGUAUGGUGAAUUGUCUAGUUGUAGUAAUUGUACAGAUUAUCAAUCUAGACGUCUUAACAUCAAGUACAGGACAGAAGAGGGAAAUAUAGUUCAUGUGCACACAUUGAAUGGAACUGCAUGUGCGAUACCUCGCAUGUUAAUCGCUUUAUGCGAGACUUACCAGACAAAACAUCACCGCAUUAUUGUACCAGAGAAGUUGGUGCCUUUAAUGAAGGGUAAAACACUUAUUAGGACGCAACCUAUAGCAGACAUGAGACUUUAUAAAUACAAGCAAAAAUUAAAUCCAAGUAAAACGAUAAUAUCCUAAACAAGUAAGCGUCCGGGAUCGAAUUCGGGACUUAUGAAAUAUGAAUCGAAUUACAUGGAUCUACAUACAUAUUCAUAAAUAUAUAUAUAUAUAUGUAUAUAUAAAUAAAAUGUGUAUAUAAAAGAAAAAUUUUCGUAAAAAAUUUGCUCAUUUUGUUAAAAGGAAGUUAGGAAAUGCUGAAAGAGAAAGAGAAAGAGAGGUCGAAUAUUAAACACCACCUGUCAGUAUAUAUUUUCUAUAAACUAGUACAAUAUUAUUAUAUACAAAGAAAGACAGGGAUCCGAAAAUUGUACGUACACAGGGAUAAAGAUUUUUUUUCUUUUCUUAUGAUUUCUUUGUUAUUCUGUAUAUAUUUUGUAGUGGAGUUUAUAAAAAUGUAACACAAAAUAUUUUUUCUUAAAGUAAUACAAUUCAAAGACAUUGCAAAUUUACAGUUCCUUAACAUUGAUUGGUAUUAGUAUUAUGGUUUUUAUUGACAAUUUAAAAAUUUUCUAUUUUUUCGAUUACCUGAUUCAUCAUGAUGUACCUAACAUUGACUUAAGUUUUAUUUUUAUUUUGUAUAAUUUUAAUAAAGUCUAUGUCUUUUCCGAUUGAUA